Messenger RNA from Cherax quadricarinatus, 400 nucleotides. The record is from RefSeq and is a predicted model, not a curated record. NCBI's taxonomy places the organism in Eukaryota, Metazoa, Arthropoda, Malacostraca, Decapoda, Parastacidae.
ACAGUCUCUUGGAACCCUUAAAAUAUAAAACAUGGAGGACAAAACACAAAUGAAAGAGUUAGAUCAGUGGAUAGAUCAGCUGAUGGAGUGUAAACAGUUGGCCGAAAAUCAAGUGAAAACACUUUGUGAAAAGGCUAAAGAGGUCCUGGCAAAGGAGAGUAAUGUUCAAGAAGUAAAGUCUCCUGUCACAGUGUGUGGAGAUGUUCAUGGACAGUUUCACGACCUUAUGGAACUCUUCAAGAUUGGUGGGCGGUCUCCAGACACAAAUUAUCUUUUCAUGGGAGACUAUGUUGAUAGAGGCUAUUAUUCUGUAGAGACUGUCACAUUGUUAGUCUGUUUAAAGGUGAGUCACAUCAAAUUAGUUGUUAAUCUGUGUUAUCAAUAAUGAUUAUAAAUUUGC